Messenger RNA from Andrographis paniculata, 4665 nucleotides. RefSeq names its product pleiotropic drug resistance protein 3-like. Gene Ontology annotation, cellular component: membrane. The record is from RefSeq and is a predicted model, not a curated record. Gene Ontology annotation, molecular function: ATP hydrolysis activity; ATP binding; ABC-type transporter activity. The coding region runs from base 205 to 4575 and encodes 1456 amino acids. The transcript has 22 exons. NCBI's taxonomy places the organism in Eukaryota, Viridiplantae, Streptophyta, Magnoliopsida, Lamiales, Acanthaceae.
AUAUUUAAAAUAUUAAUUAUUAUUUAAAUUUAAAAUUUUAUAUAUUUAAAUUUUAAAUUAAUCACACCUACAUAAGCAUGGCGGAGUCAUAGCCAACGGUACACAUUGCAUUUACACCUGACGCCAACUGCUGCUUCCGCCAUGUCGCCGAUGUCGCCGUCGUCUCAACUUUCGUAAAUCUUCUGAGAAUCAAUACAUACUGCAAUGGACCAGUUUAACGCAAGGGAAGACACAGACUCGUUCCGAAUUGAUGUACCGGAGAUCAGUCAGAGCGUGCGGUCGUCCUUCCACCACACCGGUUCUCCGGCGAGCUCCGUCGAUCUCGAAGAGCAUUCGGCGGCGCUUGACAGAUUUCCGACAUUGGAGCAGCUGAGAACUUCUUUGUCUGAUGAAAACGGCGCUAAAGGGGAAAAGGUGUUCGAUGUUACCAAACUUGGGGCCUCUGAGAAGCAUAUGUUCAUCGAGAAGCUCAUUAAGAACAUUGAGCACGACAAUCUCAAAUUGCUGUGCAAAAUGAGGAGACGAAUAGAUAAAGUAGGAGUUGAGCUGCCAACAAUAGAGAUUAGGUAUUCGAAUCUGCGUGUGGAAGCCGAGUGCGAGGUCGUUUACGGGAAGCCUCUCCCGACCCUUUGGAACUCUCUCAAAAGCUUGGUUUCGAAUAUCGCGAGAUUGCCAGGUUUGCCACGGAAGGAGGCUCGCAUUAGCAUCAUUAAUGAUGUGAGUGGUGUGAUCAAGCCAGGAAGAAUCACUUUACUACUUGGCCCUCCAGGGUGUGGGAAAACUACACUUUUGAAAGCUCUAUCUGGGAAUUUAGAUAAAUCACUUAAGGUAAGGUUUUCGUUUUUUCAUAUGCUUUCUUAUGUGAUUCCAAUGCACCUUUUGGUUUUUAGCUAUUUCUCUACACUGCAACAGGUUGAUGGAGAGAUUUCAUACAACGGAUAUUCACUCAAUGAGUUUGUGCCUCAGAAAACUUCGGCUUACAUAAGCCAAUAUGAUAUGCAUAUCCCUGAAAUGACUGUCCGAGAAACACUAGAUUUUUCUUCUCGUUGUCAAGGCAUCGGCAGCAGAGCAGAAAUUAUGGCUGAGGUUACCAGGAGAGAAAAAGAAGCCGGAAUUGUUCCUGACCCCGAUAUAGAUACUUACAUGAAGGCUAUUUCUGUAGAGGGACAAAAAACUACACUUCAGACAGACUACAUAUUGAAAAUUCUCGGACUUGAUAUAUGCGCAGACACAAUAUUUGGAGAUGAGAUGAGAAGAGGUAUAUCUGGUGGGCAGAAAAAGAGACUGACGACAGGUGAGAUGAUUGUUGGGCCAACAAAAGCUUUGUUCAUGGACGAAAUCUCAAACGGCCUAGACAGCUCGACUACGUAUCAGAUUACUUGCUGCCUGCAGCAGAUGGCGCACCUCACAGAUUCUACAAUCCUUGUUUCACUUCUCCAACCUCCUCCAGAGACCUUUGAUAUCUUUGAUGAAAUUAUUCUGAUGGGAGAGGGGAAAAUAAUCUAUCAUGGACCUCGAAGUGAUGUUUUAGAGUUUUUUAGUAUUUGUGGAUUUAGGUGUCCUGAAAGAAAAGGAGUAGCUGAUUUUCUCCAGGAGGUUAUUUCAAGAAAAGAUCAAAAGCAAUAUUGGCACAACAAUUGGGCUCCAUACAGUUAUGUGUCUAUUGACAUGUUUUCACGUAAAUUUAAGGAGUUUAAGCAUGGGAAGAAACUCCAUAAAGAUAUUUCGGUGCCAUUUGAUAAGUCGAAGGCACAUGAGAAUGCAAUCAACUUCAGUGCAUAUUCCCUUCCCAAAUGGACUCUUUUCAGAGCAUGUAUGUCCCGGGAAGUCCUUCUCAUGAAAAGGAAUUCUUCUGUUCACAUAUUCAAAACUCUUCAGAUUGUUAUCAUUGCAGCUGUGACGAUGACUGUUUUCCUGCGAACUCAGAUGGACAUUGAUCUUGUACAUGCCAAUUAUUACUUAGGCUCCUUGUUCUAUUCUAUCAUCAUCCUUAUUGUUGAAGGGACACCCGAACUCUCCAUGACGAUUGCACGGCUUCCAGUUUUCUACAAACAGAGGGACCUAUACUUUUACCCUGCCUGGGCAUAUGCAAUUCCAGCUGCUACUGUGAAGAUCCCUCUGUCAUUUUUGAAAGCUGUAUUGUGGACUGUUCUAACAUAUUAUACCAUCGGGUAUACCCCUGAGGUUGGGAGAUUUUUCCGUCAAAUGAUGCUAAUAUUUGCUGGACACAUGGCCUCUACAUCGCUGUUCCGUUUCUUAGCAUCUCUCUUCCAGACGGUGGUUGCUUCGAUAACAGCCGGUAGUUUGGCUAUAUUAUUCCUUAUGCUAUUCAGUGGCUUCUUGAUCCCAGAACCAUCAAUGCCUCCUUGGUUAAAAUGGGCCUUUUGGAUUUCUCCAUUUUCGUAUGGGGAAAUAGGAAUUUCGACGAACGAGUUCCUCUCUUCAAGAUGGCAGAAGGAAUCUGGGAAUACAACAGUGGGACACCAAACACUUGAAAGUCGAGGUCUAAACUACGGUGCAAACCUUUUCUGGAUAUCAUUCGGUGCACUACUUGGGUUCACAGUUGUCUUCGACAUCGGGUUUACAUUAGCUUUAACUUUCUUGAAGCCUGUUCGUUCUCGGGCUAUCAUUUCAUCGGAGCAACUUUCUAAGCUACAAGGAAGCAAAGAAUCAGAAAACAAUGCUAGUGCAGAAGAACUUUUCAAGAAUCCUCCUUCUAGCAAAGCAUCUUAUAAAGACAGAAUGGUUUUGCCACUUGAACCUCUAAAUAUUGUGUUCCAAGAUGUUCAGUACUUCGUCGAGACUCCUACGGCAAUGAAAGAACAUGGCUUUGCUCAGAAAAGGCUUCAGCUUCUACAUGAUAUCACAGGUGCUUUCAGGCCUGGUGUUCUUACAGCACUCAUGGGCGUCAGCGGAGCUGGAAAAACAACUCUUCUCGAUGUUCUUUCUGGCCGAAAAACAAGUGGCAUUGUAGAAGGAGAAAUAAAAAUUGGAGGUUAUCCUAAAGUUCAAACUACAUUUGCACGAAUUUCAGGCUACUGCGAGCAAACCGACAUUCAUUCGCCUCAAAUUACCGUGGAGGAAUCUGUCAUAUUUUCUGCAUGGCUGCGUCUAGAUCCACACAUCGAUGAAAAGACAAAAUAUGAAUUCGUCCGAGAAGUUCUUGAAACCAUCGAACUUGAUGGCAUAAAAGAUACCUUGGUGGGCUUGCCUGGUGUCGAUGGCCUGUCAACCGAGCAACGGAAGCGACUAACAAUAGCUGUGGAACUCGUUGCAAACCCCUCGAUCAUCUUCAUGGAUGAGCCCACAACUGGACUGGAUGCUCGAGCAGCGGCGAUUGUCAUGCGUGCAGUAAAGAAUAUUGCAACUACGGGCAGAACAAUUGUCUGUACAAUUCACCAGCCCAGCAUCGACAUUUUUGAAGCAUUCGACGAGCUAUUACUUUUGAAAACUGGCGGUAGGAUGAUCUACUGCGGACCCUUAGGCCGAUGCUCGUCUGAAGUGAUCAAAUAUUUCGAGUGUAUCCCCGGUGUUCCAAAAAUCGGAGAUAACUACAAUCCGGCUACAUGGAUGUUGAAGGUCACUUCGACAUCCUCAGAAGCCAAGCUCGGUGUAGACUUCGCCGAGAUUUACAAGAACUCUACUUUGCAAGAGAAUAACAAAGAUCUCGUCCGGAGACUGAGCACUCCAUCACUUGGUUCGAAGGACUUGAAGUUUGCUACCCGUUACGCGCAAAAUGGCUGGGGACAGUUCAAAAGCUGCCUAUGGAAGCAGCAUUGCUCUUACUGGAGAAGCCCCGCGUACAACUUAAUGCGCUCGAUCCAUAUGUUGAUUGCGGCUUUUCUUUACGGCUUCUUGUUUUGGGGGCAGGGCAAGAAAAUACAUAAUCAGCAGAGCCUAUUUACUCUGCUCGGCUCAAUGUACAGCUCGACCCUCUUCUGCGGCAUAAACAAUUCAGCGACGAUUCAGCCAUACAUCACUAAAGAACGGACCGUGCUCUAUAGAGAAAGAUUCGCGGGAAUGUAUGCUUCGUGGGCUUAUUCAUUCGCGCAGGUAAUAGUCGAGAUUCCAUACCUUAUGGCACAAGCUGUAGCAUUCACGGCGAUCACAUAUCCGAUGAUCGGAUACUACUGGACGGCGUACAAAAUGUUUUGGUACUUGUACACCGUCUUCUGCACACUCAUGUACUUCACUUACCUCGGGAUGAUGCUGGUCGCUGUUUCCCCGAACCUUCCGGUGGCUGUCAUUUCGCUAUCCUCCGUCUACUCGAUGUUCAACCUGUUUUCGGGAUUUUUGAUUCCCAAUCCGGAAAUUCCUCGGUGGUGGAUAUGGCUCUACUAUUUGGUACCGACUUCGUGGUCGCUGAACGGGCUGCUUACGUCGCAAUACGGCGACGUCGAGGCGGCAAUUGCGGUGUUCGGAGAGAGGAAGACGGUGGCGGAAUUCUUGAGGGAUUACUUUGGGUAUGGAGAUGAUCGUCUUCCUCUUGUAGGUAUGAUGCUUAUUUUGUAUCCGAUUGUUUUUGGUUCGGUCUUUGCUUAUUGCAUUGGUAAGUUGAACUUCCAAAGGACAUGAAAAUUUGAUCUGUAGUUUGAUUCGUAACAUGCAACUAUUAUAUUAAAGAAAUUGAACAAAACAAAUAAAUAAAAGAAAACAAGGAUUAAA